Messenger RNA from Ambispora gerdemannii, 360 nucleotides. The record is from the annotation of a GenBank genome assembly. Lineage: Eukaryota; Fungi; Glomeromycota; Glomeromycetes; Archaeosporales; Ambisporaceae.
GACAAAUGGAAUGUUCUUGAUAUCACAUGGGCUCGCAGAUUUUUAACGGAAGCAAAGGAAGCAAAAGAACAUGAUUUUACAGCUUUGAAGAAGAAGAUAAAAAAUCAACGCGCAAACAAAAAUUUACAGGAGUACUGGGAAGGAAUAAUAUAUGAACUGGAAAAGGUUUUGAUGCUACUUACUUUUAUGUGUUAUCCUUUUAUACACUAUCAUACAAAUAAUGACCAAAAUCUUGCAAAACAGACGAAAGCAAAACGAGCACAUUACAUCGGAAGCAUGAGCGUAUACUGCGAGGUCACAAAGUCAGCUCGUAAGUGGAAUAGUGACGAAGAAACACCAUCAGUGUCGCCAACCAAACGG